UCACUGCAGCGAUGAAAGCAGAGUCGAAAUUGGAGGAAAAACGCGUGGAUGUGGCCAUAAAACCGUUUGCUAGAGCUGAGAUAAUAACAUUGCGCCAGUAGUACUGAGCCUGGUGAGCUCACGGCUCUGCUAGUGGUCUAGUCGAAGACAAGGACGCUGAGAGGGGAACCCGACCGAGCUGAUAGCGACACAGGGGGGGGAUCUGGUCGGCCCACUGCAGCCUGAAUCACCGCAGACUCGCCCCACUGCUGGUUCAUCAUCGACGACGCUUUGCCAGUCGACGUGCGCAUCCUCACGGAGGAUAGAAAGCGACGGGGAAGGGACGGACCCGAGCCCGAGUUUGACCCUCUGCCGCAGCCCAGAAGGUGCGCUGCUUGGCGGGGCGUGCUAAAUAAUGAGCCAAAGGGACACGCUGGUUCAUUUGUUCGCAGGAGGAUGUGGUGGCACUGUGGGCGCAAUUUUGACUUGUCCUCUGGAGGUUGUGAAGACCAGACUGCAGUCCUCCUCCAUCACUCUCUACAUCUCCGAAGUCCAUCUCAGCACCGUUAAUGGAACCAGUGUGGCCCGUGUCGCUCCACCAGGGCCUCUGCACUGUCUCAAGUUAAUUCUAGAGAAAGAGGGUCCUCGUUCACUCUUCAGAGGACUGGGACCCAAUCUUGUGGGUGUGGCACCUUCCAGGGCGAUCUACUUUGCGGCCUAUUCGACUGCCAAGGAGAAGCUGAAUGGGGUGCUGGAGCCAGACUCUACCCAGGUGCACAUGGUGUCGGCUGGGCUGGCAGGAUUCACCGCCAUCACAGCCACCAACCCCAUCUGGCUGAUCAAGACCCGCCUGCAGCUGGAAACUAGAACCCAGGGUGAGCGGCGAAUGAAUGCAUUUGAUUGCAUCCGGCGGGUUUACCAGAUGGACGGCCUGCGAGGUUUCUACAGGGGCAUGUCAGCCUCAUACGCUGGCAUCUCUGAGACUGUCAUUCAUUUUGUCAUCUAUGAGAGCAUCAAACGUAAACUGGUGGAAUCUAAGGCCCACGCCAGCAUGGACGAAGAGGAGGAGUCUGUCAAAGAUGCUUCAGACUUUGUGGGCAUGAUGCUCGCAGCAGCCACCUCCAAGACCUGUGCCACCUCCAUCGCAUACCCUCAUGAGGUGAUCCGCACACGGCUACGAGAGGAAGGCAGCAAGUACCGCUCAUUCUUCCAAACGCUGCUGACCGUGCCCAGGGAGGAGGGAUACCGGGCGCUGUACCGCGGCUUAACCACCCAUCUUGUCAGACAGAUCCCCAACACUGCCAUCAUGAUGUGCACCUAUGAGGUGGUGGUCUACCUGCUCGGCCGUUAGCCCACCAGGUUUGUCUCCUUCUUGGUUAAAGAGGGAGACAGUUGAGCAAAUGACUGAGGAGGUAGCCCUCUGGCGAGGACUAAAUGUCAAAAUGAAGACCAAAGGAAAACCGAAAAUACUCUAGUGGACCUGAAGAGGAAAAACAGACAAAAGAUGAAGAGAUAGGACGAAGGAAAAGCCCUUUGUUCCCAUAUCAGUAUCAUCACCUUAAGUUCCCUUUAUCAGAUUGCUGGAACAGAUAGAGGUCAUUACAGUUCAGAGGAGAGGUAAUUUGGGUAGGAUUAGAAAAGAGGCACUGACAGGAAAGAACCAGAAAGAGUUUGGCACCUGUUAAACUAAGGGUACCUCUGAAGGAAUACAUUUUAAGCACAUUUCAGUGGCCUUAACAUGGAUUUAAGUUUGCGUCCUUCCUUUUGAGGGGAGACUGAAAAACGGCCUUUUCAAAUCUUAAAUAGAGAUGAUAAUGUGAAAGGGGAAUGCUUGGAGACAACUUCAUUGGACAGGAGAGAUGAUAACUAAAUGAACGUCAAAGUCACACUACUUGGCACCAUUUGUCUGAAGUGGACUUGCUUCAGUGCCGUGAGACUACUGUACCAUCUGAACUAGCCAUCUUUGCACUACACAAAGUGUGGCUUCAAGCAUUCCCUUAACAUUGCAGUCAAUCCUCCCCCCCCCCCCAAGGCCUGAAGUUUCUAACACAGCAGUCAGCUAAACGGCCACACAAAAGAAAAAACAGUGAUGAGCUUGUGACGGCCUGUCACUUGAACACAUGCCUUCAGAAACUAGCUUGUGUUCACAAAGAGUAGGUUGAAAAGCUGACAUUCAGUGUUUUACUCCUUUGUAACUCGGUGCCUGGCGGUGACGUGGUCCGGGUGAAGUUGGCCUUCUGUGUUGGCAGGUUCUCUUUCUAAAACUGAAAUAAAAGUGGCAUACAAGGCCAGCUUCUGCCUGCACCCAGUCACUGCUCAGGACUUUAAAAUCUUGUGUGAAAACAUGAGACCAACGAGUCCUUGAGAUGUGAAGUGUGUGAUUGUCGAAAAGGUACCGACACUUAAGUAUCUGCUAUUGGAGUGCCACUACUUGAAUAUAAUGUGACCGUGUGGGGAAAUGUUGGAGUGGGAGAAUGUUGAUGCAGUUUCAUUAUCACAUCGUGUGUGUGUGUGUGUGUGUGUGUGUGUGUGUGUGUGUGUGUGUGUGUGUGUGUGUGUGUGUGUGUGUGUGUGUGUGUGUGUGUGUGUGUGUGUGUGUGUGUGUGUGUGUGUGUGUGUGUGUGUGUGUGUGUGUGUGUGUGUGUGUGUGUGACAUGUUGGUCACUCUCACCAUGAUGAUCUAACUAUGUUUUAAGAAUGUGUUUGUACAUCUGCGCUCAUGUGUGCCUGCAUGUAUAAUUAAUAUCUACUCCAGAUUUCCCUACACUAACUAUUAAUCUUGCAAGACACUGCGGUUGGGAGUGUGGAAGAGCUCCUGUACGAUACUGGCAGCUUUCAUUCCCAGUCUCAUGCCAGCCCUUCCUUCCAGUGGCUCCCAACUGACCUGAUAACAUGCACUUUUGUGGCCUUUUAGGGCUUGUGCUUUGCAUUUUUCUUGUGUGGACAGUUUGAACUUGUACAUUGUAAAAGAAAAAAAGUAUUCCUGUAUAUCAAAAUGGUAUUUUGCGCAACUGUUCUUCUAUCAGAUAUAUUGUACAGUUUAGGGUUCUCAGUAGUUGUGAAGGAUGUCCAAAUGUGUGUAUAUAAUAUAGAUACUGUAUAUGAAUCUCAUUUAUUGUUUUUGUUCUUAGGCCCAUGUAUGAUCAUGCUGUAGUUUGCAUUUGCAACAUGUUGUUAUCUUUUUGUGCAAUUUCACCUUGUUUGACAUUGACUGAUGACAUGAAUAUUGUUGUUGCUUGAUUGGGUUUUCUUACAUUAUAACUGUGAGUUAAUUUGUAUUUGUAUGUUGCUGUAAGCUGUCAAGCAAACAUUUGUGUUAACACUAAAGCUAACAAAUGCUGCAGGAGAAAUACUUUAAUCUAAGCAUUUGUGCGUUGGUUUGUCAUUUUAGUGGUCCAAAAAAAGUUUUCCAUUUUUCAGAUUUUGGAUGUUUCCAUCAUUGGUAAUGUUUACAUUGUUCAUAACUCUCAUAGCAAAAUGUUUUGAAUAUCAAGAUGGAGGUAUUUUAAUGUGAGAGUUUAACAACUGGAAUCAUCUAUCUACAAUGCCGUACAGGGUUAAGUCUGUUAAAAACAAAAAUGCCAAGCUUAUCUGUUACUGAAGAGAGUGGUAGGUAAAAACUGUGAAUUUACCCCUUUUAGCAUGCAUAAAGAAAUAUCUUUUGGGAAAAAUUUGGCACAUGCAUUCCUUUCAAAUUGUAUCCAAGCACCUUAUCAAAUCAAUUUUUGAUAUUGUUCAUAGUCAAAACCUCCUUUUAAAUGACAUUUAAAACUUAUGAGCAGAGAAAAGACCUCCCUCAACAAUCUCUGAGGCCCAGCCGCUGUGGUCUCUGAGCCCACUGAUUCUCCGUAUGGAAAAGAUUAAGACUGUAGAGUUUCCAUGUUUAAAAAAAAAUAUUGUUGUUAUUUUACCAACUGCAGAAAACCUGAUAUGUUCAGGCAUGAAGUUCUUGAAUGCUCUCAAAUUAAUUUCAGAGGCAUACCAAGGCCUGGGUUGUAACUCGUAAUAGUUAUUGAUUUUCAGUCUCCAUUGACAUGUUGAUAGCCCCAAAGUUGCUGUGGGUGCUUGGAAAAAAAACAAAACUGCUGAUUCAUUUUAAUGUCCAUGUUUUCCUGUAAAACACUUUCUUUUUUUCAUGUUAUUGGCUACAUUGCAGUAAUACUUGAGAUCAUGUUACCAAAAUGUGAAAUAACCAUACAACUGGAGAACCAGUGCAGACAUUUUACUUUUAUUUUGUAACUCUCAUUUCAGUGUAUGUAUGCAAUUCAAUAUCUUUCUCCUGUAUGCUUGGACAGGAUGCAGCGUCAAGCAGAGUUCAAUUAAACCUGGAAGAUUGUUUUUUGCCGGCUCACUUGUUGAUGUUCUUUUGUUUUUUGUUUUAAAACUCAAAAGUAAAUAAAAAUCCACUUGCAACUAAA
Messenger RNA from Anoplopoma fimbria (sablefish), 4397 nucleotides. RefSeq names its product solute carrier family 25 member 36-A-like. NCBI's taxonomy places the organism in Eukaryota, Metazoa, Chordata, Actinopteri, Perciformes, Anoplopomatidae. Bases 395 to 1330 code for a protein of 311 amino acids. The record is from RefSeq and is a predicted model, not a curated record. Gene Ontology annotation, biological process: pyrimidine nucleotide import into mitochondrion. Gene Ontology annotation, cellular component: mitochondrion. Gene Ontology annotation, molecular function: pyrimidine nucleotide transmembrane transporter activity. The transcript has 7 exons.